Closterium sp. Naga37s-1 is the source of this 12759-nucleotide messenger RNA. The record is from the annotation of a GenBank genome assembly. NCBI's taxonomy places the organism in Eukaryota, Viridiplantae, Streptophyta, Zygnematophyceae, Desmidiales, Closteriaceae.
AUGGCCACUUUGAGUCUCGCCCGUUUCCCGUCGGACAUAGCCGGGGCGAGCGUCGUGUCGGCCGACGUGUCCGCGGACCUCAGGCUGCUAGCGGCGCUCCUGCCGUGCGGCGAUGUUGCUGUAUGCGCUCUCGGCAGCCCCGUGCGCCCUGCUGCUGCCACCACCCACGUCCUCUUUCGUGAUCGCGCCGACCCGCCAGGCACAGAUGCCCCUCCUCACGCGCCCUCGUACCAUCGCCGCGUCGCAUGGCUGUGCCCGCGACAGCAGCCGGGCGAGCCGUGCGAUCAGGGCCAGUCGCAUGAUCGGAUUCUCGUGCUGCUUAGGCCCCGCCGUGUGUCGCUGUACGCGAUAAGAGCUGACACGAGCCCCUUGUCGGGGAGUCCUAUACCGACUGCGUCAGUGCAGGCCAGGCGCGUGUCCGGCGGCAGGGCGGGCGUGCGAGUGGUGUUCUGGCCGGGGGGCGCGCACGAAUCCUCCUCCGCGCGCGGUGCCAACGAUGCGCUGGAUCUGGCGGGUGGCGCAGCAGAUGGCGCGGGGGAAACUGGCAGAUGGGAGCAGUUGGCGGGGGGAGGGGAGGCGGCAGCGCACAUGAGCAUGGGCGCGGGCGCGCGCAUGGGGUUCAGCAUGAGCGCGUGGCAUGCACACUUCGAUUCCGCGCCCUGGCACAGCCUGCUGGCCGCCUGUGGCACCUUGGCGGCGGGCGGAGACGACAGAGAGCAGGCGCAUAGCAGCGGAGAGGCGAGCAUGCAGGAGAGUGGGAGUGAGGGCGGGGCGUGGGGGUGCGCGGUGGAGCAGGUGGUGGCGGUGGGGGUGGAAUCCGAUCCGCAUGCCUCGCACCUCGCGUUGCUGCUCACGUCGCGCCAAGCAUACUCGCACAUGUGCCUCUCGCCCUCCGCGCUGCGCUGCCAAGUCCCCCUGCCAGCACACAGCAGCGUGCUUGUGCUGGGUGUGGCAGGGGGAGCCAGCGCUGACAACGGAUGGCAAGGGGCACAGAGAGAUGCUGGGGGUAUGGUGGGAGAGCUGUGGCGCGGGGUGCAGGGAGAGCAGGGGCGCAGGGCGGGUGCUGUGGUGCGCGUGCAGUGCUGCAUCCACCUGCACGCGGUCACGGGCGCACAGCAUGGGGCGGGCGCCAUGUGGAGUGCCGUGAAGCUGCAGGGCGCCGUGCUGUGCGCCGUGCAGCCAUGUGGCGCUGCUUUCACGUGGAGUGCUGCCUCUGGCCGCCCCCUGCACUCCCUGCUCCUCACCCCCGCCGGGCCCACGCCUCUUGCGCCCACUCUCGCCUCUGCCCCUCCCCAUGCACUCCACCCGCAUGGCGCUGAUGCGUGUGCAAGCAGCCGCAGCAGUGAGAGCAGCCGCAGCAGUGAGAGCAGCCACAGCUACCCGCCCAUGGAUGACACGCACUGUUCUCUUGGCGUGGCGGCGGGUGGGAUGGGUGACGUGGUGGGUUUGGUGCUGGGGUGGCAGGGCUCGUUGCUGUGUGUCGUCACCACCACAGGCUUCGUUCUCACAGCCUUGCUGCCUGCGCCACCGCCUCUUCCUGCACCUCUCGCCCCCUCCAUGCGCCCUGUGCUGCUGUGCAGUCCUCUGGCAUCAGGCCGCCUGCUGCUGGGGCUCGUGCAUGCAGACAGGCCAGGCCCGGGGGAGGGCAGCACUGCUGUGCUCACAGUGGCCGUGCUGCACUCGCCCCACACGCCCCACCAUUCCCUCCCACACGCUGCUCCUCACCCUGCCGCCGAUGCAACCUGUCCAGCACCAAAGGCACGUGUUGCUGUCUAUUCCUUCCCUCUUGCCAUCCCCCACAACCACGCGCCCAUCACCCACACCCCUCUUGAACCCGCCCUGCCGUCUCUCUCGCUGCCCUCCUCCGCGCUGCCACUGCUCUCCUGCCACCGCCUGCUCUGUCUCUCCAACGACCGCCUGCUCCUCCUCCUCCCCGCCCGCCCGCCCUCGCCCCUGCACCUCACGUCGUCCGCACCCCUCUUCCCCAUGUGCCACCUGCCCCGCUCGUGCCUCCCCUCACCCCCACCUGCCACUGAUCUUAGAGUGAACCCCACUGUGGCAGCCCUGCAGUUGGAAGGUGUUUUCUCCCCAACACCUUGUUGUGGGGGCAAGCAGGGGGAGGGGGGAGUGAGGGUGCGGAGAGGACAUUUUGCAAGUGUGGUGGUGGGGGGGAGUGGUGUGGUGGAGAGGUGGGUGGGGGCGGAGAGGCAGGAGGAGGCGUGGGUGUGCAGUGUGAGUGAGGCGAUGGGGGCGGUGAUGGCAAUAGAGGGCGAUGUGAUGAACAGGGAGGACCUGGGCGGCACUGCCUUCCUCUCCCUGCUGCACCACACUGCACACGCCAAUGGCUGGCCGGACUCGUGUCUUGUGUUGCAGCAUGUGCGCCUCUGCCUCGACCUCAUGUGCCCUGCACCCUCCGUUGUCAGGCUGCUCUUCCUGUUGCACGGCAUCAGUGCCCCCCUGCAAGUGAAGGCCUUCCACUGCCUGCUCUCCUACCUCAUCGCGCACCUCCCCCUCGCUCGCUUCUCGCGCUCUCACGCCAGAUACACCUCCAGUCUGCUGGCCCACGCCAUCCGUGCUCUGCUGCAGGCGCUCCUCCUGCACUACCACACCGCGCCCGCCUCGCCCCACAGGGCCCGCCGCCCCCACUCCACUCUUAGGCCACGCACACCAGCAGGCAGGCACACGGGUGUGGGCAGGGCCGAGAAGGGAAAAGGGGGAGGGCAGCGGAGGCAGCAAGAGGGGGAGGCGGGGAGUGAGGAGCAGGCGGUGCAGAGGGCGAGCAUGGAGGCGCUGUCUGACGUGCUGCUCACCCUGCGCCGCCUGCACACCGCCGCCACUCGCCUUGCUUCCCACCAUGCUGCUCCCUCCGCCGCCACUGCUGCCCCCAGCAGCCCUGCAGGCGGCGCUGCAGAGAGUGGUGGUGCAGUGGCAGGAGGAGGAGGGGGUGGCGCGGACAGACAGUCAGGGAUGCUGCUGCUGUCCGCCCCGCAUGCUCUCGCUGUGGCGCAUGGCCCACAGGCGGUGCUUCCAUCUGGACCCCUUUACUCCCGCUUGCCUCUUCCCCACCUUCCGCCCUCCUUCCCCUUGCCCCGCUCAACCCACGAUCAGCUUUCAGUCCCCUCCUCUCUCUUCUCCUCGCAACCGCCCAACCAACCCACCACCCUCACCACGCGCUCUGCCCAGCCGCUCGCCCUGCCACCACCGCCCACCGCUGCACCCGCCGUGGACAUUCUCCCCCACCAGCUUGCAGUGCUGUCCCCUCACAGCGCGCCAAUGCGGGCAUGGAUGGAGGGGGGCGAGCAGGAGAGUGUGCGGGCAAUGCUGCAGCGAUGGCAGCAGCAGCAGAGCCCCUCGCAGGUCGUGGUGUGUGACGCCAUCGCCUCCUGCCGCCUGCCCCUCGCCACCGCCUUCCUGCACCACCGCCUGCUGCACCCCCCACGCACACAGCAGCCCCGCCUCGAGGGCGCAGGUGGUGAGCAACACAUGGCGGUGGAGGAAGAGGAGGGUGACACAGAAGCAAGAGAGGAGGGAAGGACAGAAGCAGACGCGGAUUGGAGGGAAGCAGGGCAGCAGGAGGCGGGGCAGGCGGGCAGGGAGGAGGCGGAGCAUGUGGUGCAGGUGGAGGGGCGCAGGCUGGCGCUGGCGUUCCUAUGGCAGGGGCAUGCGGGCAUGGCAGCGCAGGUGCUGCUGCGCCUGGGCGCUCACGUGCAUGCGUCGCUGCUGGACCUGCUGCUGCGCUCCUUCUCCUCCCACCUGCGCCACGUGCUCUCACACUACCUGCACCUCCACCACCUGCUGCCGCCCCCCCUCCUGCACUCCCUCGCCUCUACUCAGGCCAUCCAGGACAUGUACCCCCUGCGAUCCUUCACCUCCGCAUAUCGCCUGCACCGUGCCUCUGCCCCCGCCUCACUGCAACCCCGCCCUGCCAUGUGCGCCGCACCCAGUGCCCUCCCUGGCACUGCUCCAGACUCCGCACCUGAGGAGGGGCAUGCAGGCGUGGACGUAAGGGGCGCAGGGGGAGCAUGUCACACAGUGGGUCAAGGGGUGGCAGACGCUGGUGGGGAGGAUGGGGUGGAUGAGCGUGGGGCGGAUGGUGGGGCGGGGAGGAGAGUGGAGGUGGGUGUAGGGGGUGUGCAGUGUGGGGAGUGUGGUGGGGGGGUGAUUGGAGGCAGUUGGGGCAGCCUGGUGGCACUGGUGCCCGCACAGGGAGGGCAGGGGGGGAGGCAGGGCGUGGAGGCGUGGGGCGAAGGUGCAGAGGGUGGGGAGAAGGAGACGAUGGACGCAGAGGGGGUGGGUGAUGAGGAGCAGAGCGGGGUGAAGGCAGGUGAUGGUUUGAGCGUUGUGGUGUGGCACGGGUUUGCGUGUGUGGCGACAGCAUGGGUGCAGCACUGGGACUCUGCUCUGCUGCUGCAGGUGCUGGCAGAAGGAGCUCUCCUCGCCUCGUCUCCCACUCCCUCCGUUUCCUCCUCCUCUUGUUCGCCAACUACUUCCUCCUCGGACCUCUCGUCCCCACUCACGGCCCUGCAUCACAUGCUAGCCACGCACCGCCUGCACAUCCCACCGUCACUGCCCGCUUCUCCACCACCCUCGCCUGCAUCACUGGUGGCGUGGGAGGCUCUGCUCUCCUUGUCCCUGCGCCACCACCUCCCUGCCCUCCUCUCCUCCACCCUGCACGCCCUCCCUCCCACCGCCCUCGCCCGCUCGCCCAUCACUGCUGCCUUGCACCGCCCUCCGCAUCACUCCCUUACCACCUCCACCGCCCCCACACGCCCCUGCAUGCGCGUGCCAGUGGUGUUGGCAGCAGCAGUGCUCGAACCAACCACAGCCUUGCUCAGGGCGGAGUGUGCGAAGGCGGACGGGGCAGGGGGCAGUGCGGAUGGCAGGGGCAGCAGUGGUUUGAUGCGCAGGGCGUUGGAGGAGCAGCUGGCGGCGCAGGGAGUGCUGCUGGCCGCCCACUGGCGCCACCCGUUGCCCCUCCUGCGCCUCCUCGCCCGCGCCCACAUGCUGCUGCCGCCCAAGGGCCAUUUGGGGGAGUUAGCGGGCGGAGGGGGGGAAGAAGCAGGGGGAGUGGAUGGUGUGAGUGCAGGGAGGCGUGGGCACGUGGGCGAGGGUGAGGGUGAUGCGGGAAGGGGAGGCGACGGGGAGGCAGACGUGCGAAGUGGUGAGGGCGGUGCUGUGGGAGGGCUGCACUGGAGUGCUGUGGGCAUGACUCUCACGUGCUCCGCGCUGCGCCUGCCACUGCUGCUGCACCUCUUCCUGGACACACACUCUGCCAGUCACCGUGCUCGCAUGCAGCAACACACACGUGAACAUGACAUGGUGCAGCUCCUCUCAGCGCACCCCUGCUACGUCUGGUUGCUGCACUCCCUCUGCCCACCGCCUCCUCCAACCCCCAUCACCCCCUCGCAAGGCCCCCUGGCUGCACCCGCAGGUGCCCCUGCAGCGGGCGUGCAGGUGGCACAGGGGGUGCGGUGCAACCUAGCGUGGCUCCUCGCCCACCCCCCUUCCGGCACUGCGUGGCCCUGGGUGGGCGCGGCGCAGGGGGAGAAGACUGAGGGCGCGUGGGGGGAUGAAGAGGGUGGUGAGAAAAGCAGUGAGGGGCGUGGUGCAGGUACAGGGAUGAGCGGGGGAGGUGAUGGGGACAGGAGUAGUGGCGGAGGGGGAAUGGGGCAGGUCCGGCCAGGAGCAGGAGCUGUGGCUCUGUGGGCUGGGAAUCACUUGAGCGGUGUUGUGGGGUGCAGAUGGGUGGGUGGAGCAGACGUGGAUACAUGGGGAGAUGAUGAGCUGUGGUGGUGGCAGAAGGGCCAGUGGGGCGAGGAAGAGUGGUGCGGUAAGGCAAGCACUGCAGGACACAGUGGGAAUGAGGCGACUGGGAGGAGGGCGAUGGGGGACGAGGAGGGGCAGGCGGAGGAGCAGGAUGAGGAGAGAGGAGAGGGCGAGGCAGAGGAGGAGCAAGGGGAGGAGGGGCAUGAGGAGGAGAUGGCGGAUUGCAGUGGCCCACGUGCGGGCUUAGAGGUGCGGAGAGCAGUAGAGGGGCGGUGGGAGGAAGUGCAUGUGUCAGCAGUGGAGCAGUGGCAGCAGCACCUCUGGCGCUCCCUGCUGCUCGCGCUGCUUCUCCACCCCCCCUCUCACCCCGCCCUCCCCUCCCACCUCCCCCUGCUCGCCUGCCUUGACCGCCUGCUGGGCCCGACGCAUGUGGCUGCACCGGGCCAUGGGGGGAGCGGGCGGGCGGAAGGCAGGCGAAAAGAAGAGGAGGAGAGGAGUGGAGAGUGGUGGCGGAGUGGCAGGGGAGGGAGGGAGGAGGUGGUAGCAGUGUUGGGGGGAGGCAGAGGCAUGUGGCAGAUGAGGGGUGUGCGCAUGGCACUCACUGCAUCGCACCAUGCAGCACAAGGAGUCACCCUGGCCUGCCUGCUACCGCCAGCACUGCUCUCACCACCGGACUCACUCCACCAUCACCUGCACGCACUCUCCCACCACCCCGCCCCGCUGCCCCCCGCACCUGCACUCGCCCUCGCCCUCCGCCUGCACCUCCUGCUCUUCACCCCGGUCUCAACCAACCCCCUCGCCUCCCACUCACUCCCCCCCGCGACAUUCCCCUGGGAGCUUCCCCCUGCCUUCCCCCUGCCAUGCACCCUCCAACUUGCUCCCCAUGCUGCCCUGCAGCGCCUGCCGUCCCUCUCCGCCCUCUCCCACUCCCUCGCCUCCCUCUCUGCCCGACCCCAUGCCUGUGCCUGGCUCACCGACUCUUCGCCCUUGGCAAACCGCAGUGCACCAGAGGUACCCACUAGCGCCCAUCCAAGCGCACUGCUCCCCCUGCCUCACUCUCUCCGCCACCAGCUGCUGGCAGCAUCGCCCUUGGCGCUCUUCCUCUCACUCCUCCCCUCGCUGCUCUCCCCAUCCGUUGCCCGCGCCGCUCUUAAGGCCACCGUGCACCACCUGCACGGCCUGGCAUCAGCAGCAGCCCUGCUCGCGCGCACACACACGCCCCUGCUCGCCUCCGCCUCCACCUUCCUCUCCCUGCUCGGCCUCUCCUCCUCCCGCCUGCGCCUUGUCAUCGCUGCCUUGCACCUCAUCCUCUCCUCCUCCCCACCCCCCUCGCCCUCGUCCCUGGCUGCCGUUGCUCGCUUCCUGCACUGCUACUGCAGUGCGUGGGUGGGGGACCAGCAAGGCGGGGCGGGCAGGGAAGGGGAGGCAGCGCAGCACAAGGCGGCGAGGCAGCUGCUGAGGCUGCUGGAGGGUGCCGUGCUGGGGGAGGCGGAGGGGGCAGGUGGAAAGGGGGAGGGGGAGAAUGGUGCGGGGGGGAUUUGUGUGGUGGAGGUGGGGGCAGCGGAGAAGGGAGGGGUAGGGAAGGGUGUGGUGCGGGGGUGGUCGAACCAUGCAGUGGAGAUGGUGGGGGAGGAGGAGCAGCAGGAGAGGCAGCGGCGAGUGCAGCAGGCGAUGCAGAGCAGGGAGCAGCAGCAGCAGCAGAGGGACGAGUGGGCGUUGGUGCUGGCUCUUGCAGCGGAGUUCUCUCUUCCACCCCCUAACACACUCUUACUGCGCUUCGCACGCGCUAACGACUGGAUGGGGUUGCUGGCACAGGCACAGGCGCAAGCAUGGCCCCUCCACGACCUCCUGCACAUCGUCCACCAGCACGUGCCGCACCUGCCGCUGCGCCACCACCUCUCGCUCGCCCUCGCCCGCUGUGCCACCCCCUCCUGCCCACCGCCCUCGCUGCUGCCGUACCAUCGCACACCCACCCUCUUCCACGUCCUCUCACAAGCCACCACUGCGCCCGCCCACUCACACACCCCUGGGAGCACCGCUGCUCGCCCCCCUGGCCAUGUGGCGGCACAGCUGCUGCGCAACGCACGGCACCUGCACUGGCCGCUGCUGGCCGUGGUGGCAGCAGGCGUGCAGGGUGGCGCGGAGGACAGGCAGGCAGGGGCGAGCUCGCGGAUCACACUGUUCCACCUGGCGUGCCUCGACUGCUGGCUGCAUGCCACCUGUGCAGAGCUGCUUGCAGCAUCGACCCACACUGGAUCGCACGGCCUUGCUGCCGUUGGUAGGGUUGUGUCCUCCCAGGGGGGGAUGGAGAGACUAGGGCGGCUGGGAGAUGAGGGGGAGGAAGAGGGUGAAGCAGAGGAGGGGGUUGAGGAGGCGUGUGGAGGAGUGGGGGGGAAUCAGGAGUGGGUCCUGGGGUUGCAGCAAGGGAAGCGGCGGCGAGUGGAGGCAGAGAGAGGGUGGAAAGGGGAGAGGCAGGGAGCAGCCAUGGCCGAAGGGGAGCAGAGGGUGCUGCAUUCACAGGCACAGCCAGGCGCAGAGGCAACGCAAGUGGAGGGGCAGGAGAGGAGGCAUGGGGGCGAGGAGGCGAGGGGCAUGGGGCUGGGCGGCAUGGUGGCGUGGCUGUGCCGUGAGGGGUGUGUGCUGCCGCUGCUGCGUGGGCUGCACCUCUUCCUGCCCCGCUGCUCCCUGCUCUACCUCCUCCUCGCACUGCAGGCGCACUGGCGGCAGCACAGUGAGGAGGCGGAGGCAUGUGUGGCGGAGUUCAACGUGUUGGCGGACAGGGAGCACGAGCAUGCGCAAGCAGCGCAGCACCACCAGGGGCACGCACUGGGGGAGGCGUUGGGGGACUUGGAGGAUGUGUGGGGUGCUGAAGGGGCAGCGGAAGAGGAGCAAGCAGCGACCCAUGACCUCCCUCCUCUGCACACUCGCUCCUCCUUCUUCUCCCCCUCCCUCUCUCUGCGCUCCCUUGCCCUCCGCUGCUCUCUCUCCCCCUCGGCUAUCCUCUCCUCCCUCGCAUCGCUAGCAGUUGACGCAGCCAUUGCCCGUGCUGCCUCACCGCACCAAACUCUCUCCCUCCUCCACCUCUUAUCACGCGCCCGCCUGCCCCCACCUGCCCAGCACCGCCUGCAGCAGCUUCAGAUGGAAACCCAGCUGCUCUCAGGUGACCCUUCAGGGUCCUCCGCCUCCCCUCUGCCCUCUGUGCCCCCUGUGGCUGCGCGUGGAAAUUCCAGCAGUGCGGCAGGGGCAAGGGUGGAUGGAGGGGCGGAGCAGAGUUGGGCGGAGGGGGAUAGAGGGUGGGGCGCAGCAACGGAGCAGGGCGAGGAAAGGGUGGGGGAGCGGGGGGAGAGUGCGGAGGGCGGAUGGGGCAAUGAGGCACUAGAGCAGCUGGUGCAGGCGGGCAGGUGGAACGAGGCACGGGUACUGGCAGGCCGGCUGGAGGGCCAUGGGGGCAGUGGCAGCACAGCACAGGGGGAUGGCGCACGUAUGACAGAUGGGGGAGGAAAUUCACAUGGAGGGGGAGGAUGGAUGGGGGAGAGGGUGGAACAGGCAGGAAGCGGGGAUGAGGAGGGGGAUGAGAUGGGGGAGGGGAGCACGGGUGCGGCAUCGAUGACGCAGGAAGCCAGUGCGUUGCAGGCGCGCAUAACCCUCACUCAGGCGGAGCACAUGGUGCAGGAGUGGCAGCACCUGCUGUGGGAGGAGGAGGAUGAGCGCGCAGUGGUGUGGGAGCACUGCCACCACCUCUUCAUGCGCCACCACCUCCCACCGCACCGUGCCGUUGCCUUCUUCCUCGCCCAUGCCUGCUCACUUGGCGCCCAGCUCUCACGCCCCACUGCCACGCCUGCUGCUGUGCCCGCCCCUGACAGUGACGCAGAGGGCAUUGGGGGCAGCAGGGAGGAUGGAGUGGGGGCGGUGGAGGGCAAAGGGGAGGAUGAGGAGGAGGAGAGGGUAGAGGCGGAGACAGACCCCCUCAGUGAAGGCUUGUGGAGUGCCGUGAGCGUGUGGGGGGGAGAAGAGGAGGGGCAAGAGGAGGAAGAGGAGGAGGAGGUUUGGAGUGAGGCAGGCGAGGAGGGCGAUGGUUGGAGCAAUUACAUGGAGUGUGCGCAGAGGAGGGCACGGUGUCUGCACCCCGUGCUGCUGCUUGCACUGCAGUGGAACCUCAGAGCAUACCACCUGGCUUAUCUCCAUGCAUGCAGGUCAGCAGCAGCACUGCACACGGCACCUGAGGACUGCACAACCCCGCACGCCACCACCACUGAGUGCGAGCUGUCGCUCUCCGCCCUCGCCUGCCGUGUGUGGGAGGUGGCAGCACUGGCGGACCACCCCCUGCCCUCGCCCCACCACUGCACUCCCUUCCCCGGGCUCGCCGUGCCGCUCUGCUCCCUGUGGCACCGCCUGGCGCGUGGCCCUGCGAGCUCCUUCCUCGCUCGCACCGCGCGCGUGAUGGCUGCCAACCAAGACGCCCUCUGCGCUGCCGCCGCCGCCCCGCUCGACACGCCCUCCUCCUGCACCACCCAGCUGCCACUGCCACCCGUUUGGCCGUCAACAGACGGCGAUGCAGGGAGAGGAGAGGAGGAGGAGAGGGCGAGGGAGGGCGUGGUGCAGGUGCUGCUGGAGCGAGGGCAGAUGGAGGGUGCACGUGCAGUGUGUGCACACGUGGAUGGUGAUGAUGGCAGGGAAGGCAUGAUGGAGGCGGAUGUGGCGAUGGUGGAGGCAGCAGAGGCGAUAGCGGUGCAUGAGGGCAUGAUGGACGAGGACAUGCAUGCCAUGGUGCUGCAUGCAUGCCGCACAUGCCCUGUGGAGGACGAUACUCGCCACCUGCUCUUCUCCGACCAACCCUUGGAUGUCCUCACAGCCCUUGCCAGGCUCGUCUCGCUCCCCUCCGCCCGGCUCUGCAUCCUGCGCUGCUUCGCCCGCCGCCAAGCACUGCAGCUCCUGUCGAGCCUCUCCGAACCGCUCUCCACCGUCUCCGUGCCUGCGCUUCUGCGAGCGCUGCUGGCGGAGGGAGAAGCGGCGGUGGCGAGUGUGCAGCUGCUGCUGGCCACAGGGGUGCUGUCCGGCGCUGAUGCCGUGCCCGCCGUGGCAGAGCGAAUCGUUCAGGUGAUAGACAGCGGGUACAGCAGUGCAGCCAGCACCACAUGGCGCAACGCUGCAUACAGGCGGUUCACGGACGUACGGGGCAGAGGGCAUGGCGAUGGGGAGGCCGUGCAGGGAGUGGGUGGCGGCAGCACAGCGGCAUGGGGUGCAGCCCGACAGGGCAGUGCCAAUGUCGCCCGCACUGCAUUCAUGUCCCCAUCGCACCCCGCUGCACCACCUCCCUCGUCGUCCGCAGCCUCGCCUCGGUCCUUCCACCCCUCGCCCCUCCUCGCGCGUGCAUCCUCACUGUCAUCAUCAGCAGCAGCGUCUGGACGCAGCUUAGGGCGCACUGCCAGUGGCAAGGCGCUGUGGGGAGGGGAUGCACCCGGUGCACUGGAUGCCACGUCUCGCCUGCCAUGGGAUGAGUCAGAGGUGGUGGCGCUGCUCUCCCUGCUCUCCCACCACCCCGCCCUGCCUGACCUCCCUUUCGCAUUCCCACCGCUGCCUCCUGCUUCACCAUCUGCCCACAACAGCAGCAGCAGGGGCGAGAGCAGUGAGGCUCCGCCCUUGAUUUUCCUGCCUCUGGCUCUGCUUCACUGCCUGAAACACCUUGACGGGGCCAACGCCAACACACAGGUCGAUGUGCUGCUUCUUGCACACUACGCCAGUGUGGCAGUCCCCUUGGCAGCCAAUGAGACGCUGCCACGUGUCACAGAGGCGAUGGUGCAGUGUGCGGUGUCAUUGUCCUCGUCGUCCCUUGCAUCCGCCUCCCUGCGUCUGCUCCUCGCCACCACCAACCCGCGCCCCCUCUGCUUCAUCCUCACGCGACUCCUUGCCUCCGGCCAGCUUGCCUUCCUGCUCUCCCGCCUGCCUGCCGCCGCCUCUGCUGCCCAUGCCGUGCGCUCCGUCUUCCUCCAAGCCACCCUUCCUGCCGCCAGCGCCAGAAACCCCAUGAGUAGCAUGCUCUCCCUCUCCGCCUUUGCCCCGCCCCCAUCCACCGCCACCACCAUGUGCGCCACUUGUGCCAGAGGCUUCUGCCCUGUUCCCACGGCCGUGCCGCAUGCCUCCAGGCGGGGCAGCGGCGUUGGUGGUGGCAGGUGCAGCGGGGGAGGGGGGUGUUUGGCAUUGGAGGUGCGCAUUGCACUGCACACAGCGGCAUGGAGCCAGGGGCUGUGCGACGACAGCAAGAACCUCGUGUUGCAGCAGCUGGGGCCGGCACGGGAGUUGGCGGAGGCGCAUGAGAGGCGCGCGGGGGACUACCUGACGGACUGGCGGGCGCUGCAGUCGUCGCGCUGGCUGCACGCCAACGACGACGCCGCCGUGCUCAUGCUGCUCGACGCCAUGCGCUGCCUCACAGCCGCCGCCUCCAUGUGGGACGAGCUGGGGGCGGGCGACAGGGCGCGGCGCAGCGUGGCGCAGGCGGCACUGCUGGGGCUGCAGGUGCAUGUGGGGGACACGCUCGUGGGGCUGACACCCGCUGCUGCCAGCGUGCUGCUGCAGCAGCAGCACCGCUUCUUCGAGGCGCUCGUCAUCGCCAACGCAUACGAUCUCACCUCGCCUGCCGACUGGUCGCUACUCCUCUGGACCCACCUGGACCGCUUCCGACCGUCGCCAGAGUUCCUGGACGAGUGGGCGAUGGCGGUGCCGAUGGCGCUGGACAUGCUGCUAGACGUGGCGGAGCGCGUGCAGCACGAGGUGGGUAACAACCGCUCCGCUCACGUGAACUAUCUUGCUGGUGCGUUCCGGCACCUGCUGUGGCUCGUGCCGAACCUGGAGGAGCGGCUGCAGCUGGCGACGGUGUCACGUGCCGCCCCUGCGGAGGUGGACAAGUGCCUCAGCAUGCUGGACCGCGUGCCCGCCACCACUGCCCCCCUCCUGCUGCGCCGAGGCCAUGGCGGGGCGUACAUGCCCGUGCUGUGA